Messenger RNA from Caretta caretta (loggerhead turtle), 3993 nucleotides. RefSeq lists its product as uncharacterized. Gene Ontology annotation, molecular function: DNA-binding transcription factor activity; RNA polymerase II cis-regulatory region sequence-specific DNA binding. Gene Ontology annotation, biological process: regulation of transcription by RNA polymerase II. NCBI's taxonomy places the organism in Eukaryota, Metazoa, Chordata, Testudines, Cheloniidae. The record is from RefSeq and is a predicted model, not a curated record.
CAGCCCGGCCCAGGAAGUGACUCGCAGCCGCUGCGGGGACUCUGGCUCCCGGCGAGAUCCCCGAGCCCCGGCGGCUGGUGCUGGGAGCCCGGAGCCCGGGCUGCAGCCGGGAGAGGGGAACCUCCAGCCGGGCCCUGCCCGCUGCUCCCCGGGAGCCUCUCCCAGGGCAGAGCCCCCAGCCCCCUUCCCGGCCCGGCCCCUGCCCCGGGGGGGCCCCGCUCGGAGGGAAGGUAAGAGAGACCAGCCGCCCCCCAGGCUGCUCCCAGCGAAGCCGGCUGCGAUUCCCUGCCCGGGGCCCAGGAAAGCUGCCGCCAGCUGCCGGCUGAGGAAUCACGUCCAUAUUUCGCUCCAGAUCGGCCCGUCUUCCAGGAGACCGGGAAGGGAAAUGGCUGUCAUGGAGCCAGAUCAGAUGCCGGUGACCUUCGAGGAGGUGGCUGUGUAUUUCACCCAGGGGCAGGGGGCUCUGCUGGACCCCGCUCAGAGAGCCCUCUACACAGAUGUCAUGCAGGAGAACUAUGAGACGGUGACCUCGCUGGGAUUUCCCGUUCCCAAACCUCAGCUGAUCGCUCUGCUGGAACGAGGGGAAGAGCCGUGGGUGCCUGAUCUCCAGGCCUGUGAGGAAAGAAGGCUUCGUAGAUGCACCCACACAGCAGGUGCUGAGCAAGGGAGUGAGAACAAGGAGGAGAAUCAUCAUGAGGAAGUUCCUGGGGAAGUGGAACCGCAGGGAACCAUUCUAGGAAGAGCUGAAGGGAAUUUUUCCCAUUGCUGGGAGCAAGGAGAAGCCUUGGGAAAUUGGCACAGGUCAGAGAGGCUUCUGGGAAACUUCCCAAGGAAGAAAGUGGAUGAAUCUAUUAAUGGUGGAGAAGGAGACGAGGAUCCCAGAGCGCAGCAGACAAAUCCCAAAGAAGAGACAUCCUGGCACUGCCUGCAGUAUGGGAAAGGAUUAAUUGUGAGAUCACAGCUUGCGACACAUCAGACAAUCCAUACUGGAGAGGAACCUCUUCAAUGCUUGGACAGUGGGGAAAGCUUCAGUAAGCGCAGAGAUCUUAAUAACCGUAGGAGAAGCCACACUGGAGAGAAGCCCAUUCAAUGCGUUGAAUGUGGGAAAUGUUUCAGUUCAAAGUCAGCACUAAAUUCACAUGAGAAAAGCCACACAGGAGAGAGACCCCUUAAGUGCUUAGACUGUGGGAAAAGUUUCAAAUGGAGGUCGGUGCUUGUUAAUCAUCAGGCAAUCCACACAGGAGAGAGACCCCAUAAGUGCUUAGACUGUGGGAAAAGUUUCAAAUGGAGGUCGGUGCUUGUUAAUCAUCAGGCAAUCCACACAGGAGAGAGACCCCAUAAGUGCUUGGACUGUGGGAAAAGUUUCAAACGAAAGUCAGAUCUUGCUAAUCAUCAGGAAACCCACACAGGAGAGAGACCCCACAAGUGUUUUGACUGUGAGAAAAGUUUUCUACGAAGGUCAAACCUUGUUCAACAUCAGGCAAUCCACAAAGGAGAGAGACCCCACAAGUGCUUGGAUUGUGGGAAAAGUUUCAUACAAAGAUCAAACCUUGUUCAACAUCAGGCAACCCACAGAGGAGAGAGACCCCACAAGUGCUUGGACUGUGGGAAAAGUUUCAGACAGAGGUCAACCCUUGUGAAACAUAAGGCAACCCACAUAGGAGAGAGACACAAGUGCUUCGACUGUGGGAAAAGUUUCAUACAGAGGUCAACCCUUGUUAAACAUCAGGCAAUCCACACAGGAGAGAGACCCCACAAGUGUUUUGAGUGUGGGAAAAGUUUCAAGAGGAAGUCAGACCUUGUUAAUCAUCAGGCAAUCCACACAGGAGAGAGACCGCACAAGUGCUUGGACUGUGGGAGAAGUUUCAUACGGAGGUCAGACCUCAUUAAACAUGGGAGAAUCCAUGGCAAGAAAGCGUUAAGCAACUUGCAUGUAAUUGACUGAGAUUUACCCUCAGAUUCAACCUUUAGAGAGAUAUUUUAAAAGUGUGUCCACCUUAGAUAAGCUAGAGUUUGAAAUGUAAACGUGUAUUACUAAAGACUUGGAAGAAGAGGGGUAACUGUAGUGGUCUAUGUUUAGCUAUAUCUUGUUAGAGGUUAACAAUUUAUCCAAAGGGUUCCUGUAUUCUGUUAAUUCAGGGAUCAAUAAUUCAGAGAUUAUAUCCAUCGUCCCUGUGACCUGCCCAAUUCUAGCUCAGUCACAUUGAAAUCACUGGGGGUAGGGGCUAAAGGAUGGAGGGAAUGUUAAUAGUUGAAAUCUCCAAAAUGUGUUUUGCAAGGUUAAUGUUAAUGGGAUUUGCUCCGCUCUCCUGUUCGGGUAUUUUCUCUGGGGAGCCCGGAGACAGAAAGGAGCAGGUGUUACCAUCUUGGCUGCCAGUUCCAAUGGUGACGAUCUACACUAGCAAUUCUCAAACUAUGGAGUAGGCCUCCCAAGGGAGGCAUGAUCUGUGAGGGGUUUUUUUUUUUUUUUGAAAGAGCACUGGCUGUCAGCCCCACGUGGCUAGGGCUCAUGAAGAAGGAACAGGCCUAUGUGGGAGGUGGGGAUACAUGCUCAGGCUCUCAAAACCCGGGUGGAGCAGCAGCAGAGAAGUCAGGGUGGCAAUGGGGUGAUAAGUCUGCGGUGAACAGCGAUAUUGAGGAAUAUCACUUUUCACGUGGCCACCCUUCCUUCUGUGCUGCUGCUGGAGGCCUUCAGAGCUGGGGGCCUUGCCAGCAACGACUCUGCCUUUCGAGCUCAAUGGCGAUGUAUGUGCCUGUGAGGGUGGGGGCGUAAAUGACCACAGACACAAAGAAGGGGGGGGCACUGAAACACAUUUGAGAACCACUGGUCUACACUCUUAUGGUCACCACAUUUACAAAAUGAGAAAUCUACAAAGUAUGUCUUGUGAGGUAUCGUAGGAAAAGUCGUCAUCUGCUGAAUAUUAUUGUCUGGUUAAAAUGUGUCUGUCAACAUUCCUGGGCUCCCCCGCCCCGGCCAGGAGCGUCGCAGAGUUGAAGCCGGGGGCCCCCCUCACCCCAGCCGGGAGCAGUGUGGAGCUGAAGCUGGCAGGCCCCCCAUCCCCGAAGCCGGGUGCAGGGGGGAGGCAGAAGCCAGUGUGGCCCCCACCAUCUCCAAAUCUCGGAGCAGUGGGGAGGCUGAAGCUGGGACCCCCAAUGCCCCCUGAAGCUGUGAGUUGUACUGGGAACCCCCCCUGCCAGUACCCAGCCUCUAGCUACCUCCUUCCUGCACCCAUAGCUACCCCCUGCCUCCACACAGCCCCUAGCUACCUCCUGCUUGAACCCUAAGCAGUUUUCUAACUUUUUGAGCUGAGUCCCCUCCACUGAGUUAUGUUUUUUGGUUGCAUCCCCCCACUACCCAGACAGGUGGGUGGCCUCCUGAGUGAGUAAGGGGGUGGAGGUGCUGCCUCCUCCCUGGAGCCCCGCCAGCCCUUGACCCCCCCCCCACAGAAGUAAAACUAUGGCUAUGCCCAAGGGUGUCCCCCCGGCCCGGAGCCCCACACUUCUCCCCCCCUUCCCCCCACAUGCACCCUGGCAUUUUUAUAGGAUGCAGAAGGGGGCGUCAGCAAGAUAAAGGUUGAAAACCCCAGAUGUGAAAGACGGCUGGAUGCUUACUUAGGCCACAGACUGACUGUCACCUGCCCCCCAGCUGCGGGGUGAACCUCAAAGAGGAGAGUGGUAUAAAAGCACAAGGGAGAAUUGCCUCCAUUUUUACCCCUCCUCUCCCAUCUUUACAGAAGGCAACAAGAUGGCUUGAAAGCCCACAGGGGAGGGCGGACCAAGGCGGGAAGGAAAUCCAGCCUGGGUCCUGUGAGCUGCCUGCAACAGCAGGUGGGGUGGGAAAACCUGCUUGCUUCGCAUCUUCCUUAGAUUGGUAGAAUUUAGGAUUUAAAAUGCAUGUUUUAAUUUUAUUUUUUAACCAGUUCUGACCUUUUACAUCUUUCUCCCUUGUAAGCCCUGAAAACCUCCUUGUUCCAGUUAAUAAAUGCAUUUUAG